Molecule: messenger RNA, 1749 nt
Organism: Magnolia sinica
Lineage: Eukaryota; Viridiplantae; Streptophyta; Magnoliopsida; Magnoliales; Magnoliaceae
Product: myb family transcription factor PHL8-like
Exons: 6
Coding region: 409-1497 (362 amino acids)
Molecular function (GO): DNA-binding transcription factor activity; DNA binding
Source: RefSeq, a predicted model, not a curated record
AGUGAGAAAACAGCAAGAAAAAACACUCGCUACUCUUUAUUUUUCUACCCUUUUCUCUCCUUUUGAGACUCAAUUGAACUGUGCUUUUUUCUCUGUUUCCCGCAUCAAAGAUUCUCUCCCUUUCAAAUCACAAAAGAAAAACAAAACAAUAAUAAAAGAAGAUAUUGAGUGGGAGAUAGAGAAAGGAACAACCCCAGCUCAUGCAUAUAUUCUUCAACCUAAACCACUUCUGUUUUCAGAUAUGGAGGAACCAAAGAAAGAAAGAGAAAAAAGAAAAAAGAAAAAAGAAAUCCAUUAUAUAAAGAGAGCUGCUACUUCCAUGUAUUGAAGCAGAUGUGAGAAAACAAAAUCGAUGUUCUUAUAUGAUCUGGCAAGCUUUUAAUCCUGAUUGAUAUUGGUUUUCAGAGAAUGAUGAACAACCCAAUUGAGAAUGGGUUUUCUUUGGUUCAUGGAGAAAGAGACAUGGGAUUGGUUCUAUCCGCUGAUGCUAAGCCCAGGCUCAAAUGGACUCCAGAGCUUCACCUGAGGUUCGUCGACGCAGUUUCUCAGCUCGGAGGUGCUGACAAGGCGACUCCUAAAGCUGUGAUGAGGGUGAUGGGAGUCCCUGGACUAACAUUAUACCACCUAAAGAGUCAUUUGCAGAAGUAUAGGCUAGGUAAGAAUCAACAAUCCGGAACCUGCAACGAGGACAAGAAAGAAGAAGAUCACACAGUCGCAGAUUACAGAAACACAGAGACUAGAGGAGUCGAAAUCAACGGUGAUGACAUGGGAAGAAGCCACAUGCAGAUUAACGAAAGCUUGCAGCUUUCUGAAGCUCUGCAGAUGCAAAUGGAGGUGCAGAAGAAACUUCAUGAACAGAUUGAGGUACAGAGACACCUGCAGCUCAGAAUCGAAGCGCAAGGGAAGUAUUUACAAUCGGUAUUGAAGAAAGCGCAGGAAACACUUGCUAGGUAUAAUUCAUCUUCUGUUGGACCAGAAGCCGCAAAAGCAGAACUCUUGCAAUUGGUUUCCAUGGUCGACGUUGAAUGCCCGAGCUCUUCAUUUUCUGAACUAACAGAAAUGUCUGAAGUACGAUUGCAAGGAAAGAGAUGUAUCCCUCACCAAUCUCAGUUUACAGAGUGCUCCAUGGAUAGCUGCUUAACAUCUUCAGAAAGCUCAGAAAGAAAGGAUGAAAAACUGCAGAAGUUCCAGGCUAAUUGGAAGGAUGAUACCGAGCAUAGACCGACUUCCACACUUCCAUCAACAGAAAUCAAUCCAAAUAAAAGUAGCCCGAGGAAGAUCCGAGUGAGCCAUCGAGCUGUGGGAGAUAAAAGGACUCAUAAUAACAUAUCUGGUGACGAUUGGAUCGACCAAUCAUCGACAGGACCACCCCAUCAAGAGAAUUCAGAUGAGCAGUCGAAAAAGUUAAGAAUAUUGGAAGAACUCGAUCUGAAUAGCAAAUAUCAGUGUGAAUUUGAUUCAAGCCGGCAAGAACUAGACUUGAAUUGUUGCAAUUGAGAUGUGUCAUUUGUUCAAGGUCUCCUCUCAGGAUGACAUAUCAGUAGGCCUUGGGCUUCACAUGGCAUGGACUCUCUCAGUUAUCAGAAACUGCUAUUUUGUUUAUAUUGUGGCAUAUGGAUCUAAAGCCAGGAAAUUAAUACAUGUAUUAAAGAGGAUUGGGUUUUCCAAUUCAACUAGAUUUCAUCAUAAAAUACCUUUAUAUCUUACUAAUAAUAGAUAUUUAAAAAGUAUAUAUGAAUUUGAUAUGUC